CUUGUCAGAGAUAACACAAGACGUCAAGUUCUUGGGUCGUGGUCUAGAUGAGUAUAUAAAGCAGUGCGGCGACGUACAGGGUACAGUUGUAACUUACGACCGUCUUUAGAACGACUCUGCUGUUUUUUUCGUCAUGGCUCUCUCUGUGCUCACUUUGCUUGCAGCCAUCUGCAUUGUCGCAAAUGCGCAGUACGGCGUAAGUACUUCGACACUUGACCAUACAUAUGCUCAAGGUCUUCGUCAUUUAACUGUAAAUAAGUAAUUCAUCAUUAGACUCUACAUAAGUGCUUCAGCAUUUGACUAUACAUAAGUACUUCAUCAUUAGACUCUACAUAAGUGCUUCAUCAUUAGACUCUACAUAGUGCUUCAGCAUUUGACUAUACAUAAGUACUUCAUCAUUAGACUCUACAUAAGUGCUUCAUCAUUAGACUCUACAUAAGUGCUUCAGCAUUUGACUAUACAUAAGUGCUUCAUCUUUUGACUCUACAUAAGUACUUCAUCAUUAGACUCUACAUAAGUGCUUCAGCAUUUGACUAUACAUAAGUACUUCAUCAUUUGACUAUACAUAAGUACUUCAUCAUUUGUCUAUACAUAAGUACUUCAUCAUUUGACUAUACAUAAGUACUUCUUUAUCAUUUGACUAUACAUAAGUACUUCAUCAUUAGACUCUACAUAAGUGCUUUAGCAUUUGACUAUACAUAAGUACUUCUUUAUCAUUUGACUAUACAUAAGUACUUCAUCAUUGGACUCUACAUAAGUGCUUCACCCUUUAAGUAUACAAAACGUUCUUCAUCAUUUAAAUUUAGAGAAGUAGUUCAUAAUUUAACUACAUAAUGUGCAUGUAUAAGUACUUCAUCCCAUAUACGUGACAAUGCGUCGUCCCUUAAAUGUGUGUGAUUAUUUUUAUUUUUUUAAGUCAGCACACCCAUUUUUAAAAAUCAGAAACUAUUCAUCAGAAAUUGUGCCUCUUUGAACAGUUCACUAGAUUAAUUUUCAACUGUUACGGAGAAAUACCUUUUUCAAAACUCAAUUGCAGUAUAGAUGUACUCAUGGGCCAUAAGAUUAUCCGCCCCUGAGCAUUCUCAACAUUGAAAAAAUGAUAGAUUUAGUGGGGGUGAAUCUGGGUUGAUUAAAAUGAACUAUCAGCGAGGCUAGAAUAUAAUGGUGUAGACUCAUUGUAAGGAUGUCACAGUUUUGUUUCCGAAUCAUCGAAAUAAAUCCGGAACAGAAAGUUUGAUAAGCAGACAUCUUUAGUGCUUCAGAGUACGGUUGAUAUUAUCAACAAAAAGAAAACAUUUAAAGUAGUAAAUUUCACGUAUUUCUAGACUCAUUGAUAUUACAUAUUUAAAAAAAACUAUGACACUAUGAUGACGAUAAUAUCUAAGAAGCGAUUAAGUUUGGGUUUUUUCUUAAUAUUUUAAAUAUAUUUUUAAAAAGAAGUACAGCUAUUGCAAGGGAUUUAAGAAUUCGAAUGGCGUUGGGGCGCCUUUUGUUGGUUAAGUCCGGCCAUGGCGCAAACACUUCAAAAUGGUUUCAAUUUUUUUUCCCCCUCAUCAUACUUACAUAACUUCUCGCAAGAGGGAAAUCCUGUUUGUAUUUUCAGAUUAGAAGUUAAUGCCCGGCACUGAUCUCAAUAAUAAUCUUAGGGAUUUUUCAACUUAUUAAAUGACAUGAGAUCCGAUCUGAAAUUGAAAUAUUUUAAUUUAAACACUGGAAACAAAAAGUGAUGCUUUGCAUGACUGGAAGCUUGUUUUAAACAUAAGAGGAGUGGGGAGGGUAUUAAUUUUACAAACACUUGCUACGGAUAAAUCACAUCAUUUUAAUUAAGUUAUAUUUUUAGACGAUCUCAUUAUAAUUUAUUUUUGUAUACAUCGAUCAUCUUUCAGUACCCCGCUGUAGAUUCAUACAAGGCAAAAGACACGAACAGUUACCAGAGAAAGCCUUUAAACUACCCAAGCAAACCGUCUCUUUACCCAAGCAGCCCGUCUGUUUACCCAAGCAACCCAUCUGUUUACCCAAGUAAACCAUCUGUCUAUCCCAACACCCCAUCAGUUUAUCCAAGCAGUCCAUCAGUUUACCCCAGCAACCCAUCAGUUUACCCAAGCAACCCAUCAGUUUACCCCAGCAACCCAUCAGUUUACCCCAGCAACCCAUCUGUUUACCCAAGCAUCCCAUCAGUUUACCCAAGUAACCCAUCAGUUUACCCAAGCAGCCCAUCAGUUUACCCCAAGAACCCAUCUGUUAACCCAAGCAGACCAUCAAGCUAUGAUAAAGAACCUCGAAUUGAUUACGCUAAUAGAAACCCAAGUUAUUUAAAGUCUUUAUCAAAUUAUGUUGAAGAGGAUGAAAGUACUACUAAAUCGACUUUAGUGUAUCCAAGCAACCCAUCAGUUUACCCAAGCAAACCAUCUGUUUACACAAGCAAUCCAUCAGAUUACCCAAGCAAUCCAUCAGUUUACCCAAGCAACCCAUCGGUUUACCCUAGCAACCCAUCAGUUUACCCAAGCAACCCUUCAGUUUACCCAAGUAAACCAUCAGUUUACCCAAGCAACCCAUCAGUUUACCCAAGCAACCCAUCAGUUUACCCAAGCAGCCCAUCAGUUUACCCAAGCAAACCAUCAGUUUACCCUAGCAGCCCAUCAGUUUACCCAAACAGCCCAUCUGUUUACCCAAGCAACCCAUCAGUUUACCCAAGCAAACCAUCAGUUUACCCAAGCAACCCAUCAGUUUACCCAAGCAACCCAUCAGUUUACCCAAACAACCCAUCAGUUAACCCAAGCAGCCCAUCUGUUUACCCCAGUAAACCAUCUGUUUACCCAACAAGCCCAUCAGUUUAUCCAAGUAACCCAUCAGUUUACCCAAGCAGCCCAUCAGUUUACCCAAGCAACCCAUCAGUUUACCCAAGCAAACCAUCAAGCUAUGAUAAAGAACCUCGAAUUGAUUACGCUAAUAGAAACCCAAGUUAUUUAAAGUCGUUAUCAAAUUAUGUUGAAGAGGAUGAAAGUACUACUAAAUCGACUUUAGUGUAUCCAAGCAACCCAUCAGUUUACCCAAGCAAACCAUCUGUUUACCCAAACAGCCCAUCAGUUUACCCAAGCAACCCAUCAGUUUACCCAAGCAAUCCAUCAGUUUACCCAAGCAACCCAUCUGUUUACCCAAGCAAACCAUCAGUUUACCCAAGCAACCCAUCGGUUUACCCAAGCAACCCAUCAGUUUACCCAAGCAACCCAUCAGUUUACCCUAGUAACCCAUCAGUUUACCCAAGCAACCCUUCAGUUUACCCUAGCAGUCCAUCAGUUUACCCAAGCAACCCAUCGGUUUACCCUAGCAACCCAUCAGUUUACCCAAGCAACCCUUCAGUUUACCCUAGUAAACCUUCAGUUUAUCCAAGCAACCCUUCAGUUUACCCAAGCAAACCAUCAGUUUACCCAAGCAACCCAUCAGUUUACCCAAGCAACCCAUCAGUUUACCCAAGCAACCCAUCAGUUUACCCAAGCAACCCAUCAGUUUACCCAAGCAACCCCUUCAGUUUACCCAAGCAAACCAUCAGUUUACCCAAGCAACCCAUCAGUUUACCCAAGCAACCCAUCAGUUUACCCAAGCAACCCAUCAGUUUACCCAAGCAACCCAUCAGUUUACCCAAGCAACCCAUCAGUUUACCCAAGCAGCCCAUCAGUUUACCCAAGCAACCCAUCAGUUUACCCAAGCAGCCCAUCAGUUUACCCAAGCAACCCAUCAGUUUACCCAAGCAACCCAUCAGUUUACCCAAGCAACCCAUCAGUUUACCCAAGCAGCCCAUCUGUUUACCCAAGUAAACCAUCUGUUUACCCAAGCAGCCCAUCUGUUUACUCUAGCAACCCAUCAGUUUACCCUAGCAACCCAUCAGUUUACCCAAGCAACCCAUCAGUUUACCCAAGCAACCCAUCAGUUUACCCAAGCAACCCAUCAGUUUACCCAAGCAUCCCAUCAGUUUACCCAAGCAACCCUUCAGUUUACCCAAGCAGCCCAUCUGUUUACCCAAGUAACCCAUCUGUUUACCCAACCAGCCCAUCAGUUUAUCCAAAUAACCCAUCAGUUUACCCAAGCAAUCCAUCAGUUUACCCCAACAAAGCAUCAGUUUACCCAAGCAGCCCAUCCACAUACCCUAAUAAUCAAUCAAGUUACCCAAGCAAACCCUCAGGUUAUUCCUCUGAGAAACCAAGUUAUCAAGUGACGCAGCCUGCAUAUCCAGUCCGACCAGUCUAUUAAAAGCAGAAACUUUAUGCAAAAUAAUGUAUGUGAGUAUUGCAAAUUGUUUUAGUUUUAAGUCUGUUAUUGUUCAGAAUGCUCAGUUCACACGAUCAAAUUUUCGUCAAAUUUUCGUUUACCCAAUUUGUCGUCAAAAUUUCAUUUUGUAAUGCUCUAUGUUGUGACACAAAAUAGUGCGUUCAAAAAGAAAUGUUGACGAAAAUUUAGACAGAAAUUAAAUAGGGACAUUUAAACUGAGAAACAGGUUUGCUUAAUUUGAAAUAAAUAAUAAUAAUAACUACCUAUAUAUAGAGAGAGAACUUCGCCUUGUGAUGGUAGACAUGCUGCGCUUCCCGAUAAUUGGGUAGAAAUAGUAAAAAAUUGUGAUGAUAAUCAUUUCAAUUCGUGGGUCAAAUUUUACUUUGAAACACAUGGGGAAAAAAACGUUUUACUUACAAUUAUAAUAAGUGGUUUAACUGAAUUUAUUUGAAAAUCAAAUUAUGAUGGACGAUUAAACAAAACAAAAAUUGCUGAACACACCAAGUUAUUCAAGAGCAUCCUCAUUCUCAAUCAUUAACCUAAUGCUAAUGUGUAAAUUUUGUCCACAGCUCGGCGAAGCAAGGCCGGGGCAGAUCAGCGAAGCAAGGCCACAACACCAGAGCGAAGGAAGUCAUUGUUUGGCG
Molecule: messenger RNA, 4910 nt
Organism: Lymnaea stagnalis (great pond snail)
Lineage: Eukaryota; Metazoa; Mollusca; Gastropoda; Lymnaeidae
Source: the annotation of a GenBank genome assembly